GGCCGUUUUCCGGCAGCUGCUUUCUGUCCACUCGAGGAGACGUCCCCACGGACUAUUAUGGCCCAAUUCCCGCCUACCGCCUCUGUGAGAAUCAGGCUUUUCCCCGGAGAAAACCCCAAGGAUUUAACUUAGAGAAAACUCCGUUCGCCUUCCUUCACUCCCACCCCCGACCCCGAAGAAACUGAGAGGUCCUUCCCCCUCGAUGCAGAUACACGCACGGCGGCCACGGCCACGAGGCUGCAGUGGGAAAGGGGGUGCGUCCUUGCUGAGAGCGAACGUGGGCGGGGUAGCAGCGCGGGCGAAGAAGUUGCAGGGGAGAACGUGCGCUCUGGGUCACCCAGUUGUUGCCCUGCAAAGGAGGAGGGGGAGUAGCGGGGCUGGGAGAGAUGGAAUUCCCGUAGCCAACUCCCCUGGGAAGAAAAUUAUUCGGGCUCGCUGCGGCGGGAGAAACCCGGGCUGGAGGAGGGGAAGUCCUGCGCCAAAUUUGGGCGCAGGAGCUCGUCCGCCCGGCGGUGAACUCGGGGUUUCUAGGUAAAGUAUUGAAUGCAUCUGUUGAAGUCAAACGCCGGAUUAAGGUGGCCCUUGAGGGAGGCUCAAGGAAACCGUGGCAAGCCCACAAAGGGCAUCACACGUCCUGUUCUCCAAGACUUCUGGAAGAGAGGAGCGGGAAAGCGCCAGGAUCCCGCCCAUCGCUCGGAGGAAUAGGCGAGUCUCCCCGCCCCGCCCCAGCAGUAGUGAUGUAAAGAGGACAAGUCACCGACGUGAGGAAGGGAAAAUAAACAACCAGCCGGGGAGCGGGUGGGGAGGUGGGGAGAGUAGGCACCGAGCAGUCUCCAGCCGGAGGGGCGAGAGGGAGCACUUUCUGGGGAAACAAACCUCGCCUCAAGAGUUGAGUCUGGAGCCCAGUGCUUUUUAGAGGCUCGGAACGCACCUCCCCAGCUUCGUCCCAGUAGACAAAGGGCUGAGCAGGAAAAGCUGCGGGCGGCGGACGGAGAGCGGCUCAGUUGGUGGGUGGGACGCCGCGCGGGGAGACGCCAGCGGGAGGGAUAGCUGAGCCGACUGGCUGCAAGUGCGGGAAGGGGAGGACGCGAGGGAAGGAGCCCGCACACUCGGAGGAGGGAAGGGAGCGAGCCUUGGCAGAAGUCGAAGGGGCGCCGCACGGACAGCAUGCCUUUAGCCAGACGCCCCGCUGCUGGGUCCGCCAGCAACUCCAGCCUGUUGUGGCCGCUGACCACCGGCGAGGCCAACAGCAGUGGGGAAACGGAGGCGCUCGGGGAAGGCGGAGGUCCGCCGAGAGACGAGCGCGACGAGGAGCUAGCCAAGCUGGAGAUCGCCGUGCUAGCCGUGACUUUCGUGGUGAGUGUGCUGGGGAACAGUACUGUGUUGCUGGCGCUGCACCGCACGCCCCGCAAGACGUCCCGCAUGCACCUCUUCAUUCGCCACCUCAGCCUGGCGGACCUGGCCGUCGCUUUCUUCCAGGUGCUGCCGCAGCUGUGCUGGGAAAUCACCUACCGUUUCCGGGGAUCCGAUGGGCUGUGCCGCGUCGUGAAGCACCUGCAGGUGUUCGUCAUGUUCGUGUCGGCGUACAUGCUAGUGGUCAUGACCGCCGACCGCUACAUCGCGGUGUGCCACCCGCUGAAGACCCUGCAGCAGCCCGCGCGCCGCGCGCGCCUCAUGAUCGCUGCCGCCUGGGUGCUGAGCUUCGUGCUGAGCACGCCGCAGUACUUCGUCUUCUCCAUGGUCCAGGUGGACAACGUCACCGAGGCCUACGACUGCUGGGCCAAUUUCAUCCAGCCCUGGGGUUCCCGCGCCUAUGUGACCUGGAUGACGAGCGGCAUCUUCGUGGGGCCGGUGGUCAUUCUCAGCACCUGCUACGGCUUAAUCUGCCACCACAUCUGGCGCAACUUCCGCGGCAAGACUGCGCUGCGCGGAGGCAAGGGUGCGGAGGGCCCCGGCGGCGCCUUCCACAACGGGCUCCUGCUCGAGCCCUGCGUCAGCAGCGUGAAGUCCAUUUCCCGCGCCAAGAUCCGUACGGUGAAGAUGACUUUCGUGAUCGUGACGGUUUACAUCGUUUGCUGGGCACCCUUCUUCGUCGUCCAGAUGUGGUCUGUCUGGGAUGAGAACCUCAGAUGGGUCGAGUCAGAAAAUCCGACCUUCACCAUCACUGCAUUACUGGCUUCCUUGAAUAGUUGCUGCAACCCCUGGAUAUACAUGUUUUUUAGUGGCCAUCUCCUACAAGACUUCAUCCGAAGCUUCCCGUGCUGCCAAAACAUGAAGCAAGCAUUCAACAAAGAAGACUCUGACAGUAUGAGCAGAAGACAGACUUCUUACACUAACAACCGAAGCCCCACAAACAGUAUGAGUACGUGGAAGGACUCGCCUAAAUCUUCCAAGUUCAUCAGAUUCAUUCCUAUUUCAACAUGAGCCCCUCAAUCAUGCAGCUGACUCUUGUAACAGACUUUGGGGCCCAUUGGCUGAAUCCAGCUAGCAGUCAUGAGAACAAAUGAACUACAUGAGAUAAGCAUAAAUCAAUUCGUGGGUACAAGAUUCUGUUUCUUUUCUAUUUGCAUCUUCACAUUGCUAUGACCAAAAGCUAUGAAUUGUUUUAUACAGAGUGGUAAUAAAAAAUAUUACACUGAAA
Messenger RNA from Phyllostomus hastatus (greater spear-nosed bat), 2641 nucleotides. RefSeq names its product arginine vasopressin receptor 1A (gene AVPR1A). The record is from RefSeq and is a predicted model, not a curated record. Gene Ontology annotation, cellular component: membrane. Gene Ontology annotation, biological process: regulation of systemic arterial blood pressure by vasopressin; positive regulation of vasoconstriction; G protein-coupled receptor signaling pathway. The transcript has 2 exons. NCBI's taxonomy places the organism in Eukaryota, Metazoa, Chordata, Mammalia, Chiroptera, Phyllostomidae. Gene Ontology annotation, molecular function: vasopressin receptor activity; peptide binding. The coding region runs from base 1168 to 2424 and encodes 418 amino acids.